Chanos chanos (milkfish) is the source of this 1396-nucleotide messenger RNA. RefSeq names its product iodothyronine deiodinase 3b (gene dio3b). The transcript has a single exon. The record is from RefSeq and is a predicted model, not a curated record. Gene Ontology annotation, biological process: thyroid hormone metabolic process. Lineage: Eukaryota; Metazoa; Chordata; Actinopteri; Gonorynchiformes; Chanidae. Gene Ontology annotation, molecular function: thyroxine 5'-deiodinase activity.
GGAAAAGGUGACAGGAGCGAUUGUUUACCUGUCUGGUGGUUGACAGAGAUGCAGCAAUCAGCAGGUGUCCAAACGGUGAGGGCGCUAAAAAAUGCAGCUAUCUGUGUGAUGCUGUUUCCUCGGUUUCUGGUUGCAGCGGUUAUGUUGUGGCUGCUUGAUUUUAUUUGCAUCAGGAGAAGGGUGCUGCUGAAGAUGAGAGAACACGGGGGGAGUCCUGAUGACCCGCCGGUGUGUGUGUCAGACUCCAAUAAGAUGUUCACUCUUGAGUCUCUCCGGGCGGUCUGGUACGGGCAGAGAUUGGACUUUUUCAAAACGGCCCAUCUUGGAUUUACGGCGCCGAACACCGAAGUGGUCCAACUCGACGGGCAGAAAAGAGUGCGUAUCCUUGACUAUGCGAGAGGGAGGAGACCACUCAUCCUCAACUUCGGGAGUUGUUCCUGACCGCCGUUCAUGACGCGACUGUCGGCGUUUCAGCGCGUCGUUAGCCAGUACGCUGACAUAGCGGACUCUCUUCUUGUAUAUAUCGAGGAGGCGCAUCCGUCGGAUGGCUGGGUAAGCUCUGACGCCCCGUUCCAAAUACCCAAACAUCGAUGUCUAGAGGACAGGCUGAAAGCGGCACAGUUAAUGAACUCAGAGGUUCCUGGAAGCACUGUGGUAGUGGAUAAUAUGGAGAACUCCUCUAACGCAGCCUACGGGGCAUAUUUUGAGAGACUGUAUAUACUGAAGGAUGAAAAGGUUGUUUAUCAGGGGGGCAGGGGUCCAGAGGGAUACCGGAUUUCUGAGCUGAGAAACUGGCUUGAGCAAUACCGGAACGAUCUGGAGGACUCCGGGACAGUGGUGGUUCAUGUCUAGCAUGAAUUCUAACCUAUAUUGUUCGUAGUGUUCUCAGAUCAAACGGAAUCAAGAAUUUACCUGAAGCUGCUACACAUUACGGACAACACUGCACAACAUGGCUCAGAACUGGCUCAGAACUGUUAGAGAAAUACAGACAUUUGGCGAUUCAAACGCAUGUUUUUGUGUUUCCAUUGUUGGUGGGGUUUUUUUUUUGUGAGCUUGACAGUUUAUUUGUUGACAAAGAAGUUUUCAUUACAUAUUUGUUAAUGUGUUGAUUUUGCUUAUUUGAAGACCAUUUUAUUUUUAUAUGGCAUCAGUCCUCCAGAUGUAUAUGUAUAUGUGUGUGAGAGAAAGUGUGUAUGUGUAUGGCCAUAAAGGCGUCUCUUUGUAUGCUGGUGUAGUCAUGAAGUUCGGUUUUUAAAAGGGUUUUAACCAGAAAACCGGUACUGAAGUCAUUUACACCAGAGUUCUUAGUGACUGAAAAAUGGCCUUCAGGAUGAACUGCCAAACACUGUUUUGUAAAUUGUGUAUAUUUUACUGAAUAAAAGUAUUUUAAAGUAAG